CCUGAAACUGCAAACAAAGCAAACAUAUUUCCUCCUUCCUUCCGUCAUCGCUGCACUCAACAAUGUUAAACAACACCAACCACUGCAACCAGGCCAGAGAAACAAAACAGUGCUUUGUUUUAGCCCCGAUGAAUAGCCCAAAGCAUUCGACGGAUGCGUAGCCAUAAAUUCACCCAUUCACCAUCCAUGCCAUUAUCCUGAAACCUCAAACGCGGAGACAGAUACAGCCAAACAAUGUCCUUCUCCCAAACCAUCCCCCUAGGCUACGAAACCCCGCCGUUUCCUUCUCUUUACGUCACCUUAGGCUUCUACCACGACGGAGCCCAAUAUCUCUAUUACACAAACGACAUAUGGCGCUUCACGCUCUUCUGGACACUGCUCUUCUAUAUCGGUGUACAUCUCUCGGCCGCUCUGUGUGCCGUCGUGAUGCAAUGGCGCAGCUGGAAGAUCGUCUGGGCCGUGCUGUUGAUAUACAUACUCAUUGCGGGGUUGGAGGGUUUGCUGGCGGGUAGUGUUACAGGGCUUAUUCUCGGAGCCGUCUAUGAAGCCGGCAAUUAUAAGAUGUCGACCUGGAUUCCGUUUUCGUGGGCGGCCCUUAAUACGCUUGUCUUGGUCCUAUCCAGCUUUUCUAUCCAGGGUGGACUAUAGCGCAGCCACCUGACGGCCUGGCAUGCUUUUUGUUUACGAUAUUAUAGCCUGAGAGCUAACACUUUGCCUCUACGGCAACCACCAAAACUUUUUUGAAAAGCCGUGCUCAGGGUCAUAUGCCUAGCUAAAGUAUAGGGGGUAGUCCGGUCUGCAAAAGGGGAAGAAACUAUACGUAAAGGAUUUGAUCCCAACGCCAUACGCGCAUUAUUCCCCAUCGAAAUUCGCUCGACAGUUGGCAUAAGCAGAUACCACAGAAUAAGAAAUAAAACAGAUAUCGCAUUUCCCCCGUCGUUGCUCUUCCAUCAAGCUGUCUUGCUGGCUUGGCAACGGCCCGCGUUUCCUUACACCGUUCGUGAAAUCCUCAUUUGAAUCACCAGUUGGGCCCUGGCCCUGAAGACCUGGUAUUCCUGAGGACGUGAAACCUCCGCCACCGUGCGAGGGGAAGUUUUGGUUCUGCUGAAGUGUGUUGGGUUGGUGGUGUUGUUGCUGAUGCUGUUGUUGCUGAUGCUGUUGUUGCUGUGAAAAGAACUGAUUUUGUAAAGAUGAUAGAUCCAUGUUUGGUGGGAGGCCACCCCCCUGCAUACUAGGCAUGGGAUAUGGGGGCGGGCGUAAGUUUAGUGGUAUAGAAUCAAGUUGAGGUGGAGGAAACGAGCCGGAGGAAAUCAUUGCCGCCAGACGGCUCGGAUCAACUUGCGGCAUGGAUGACGCCGUGCCCGAUGGAGGUGGCGGUGGUGGCUGCACAGCUCCAAUUCCCGGAAUCAGUCCUGGAAGUCCAACAUUAUCGCCCGCGCCGGGAAUUCCCUGGAUACCCGGAAGGAGUGAGGCGUCGGGUUUCCUUUGGUCGACAAGCCCCUCCGCCUCAUCUUGGAGUUCCUGCUCCUCUUCCUCCUUCAUCUGUCGACGACCAAAUCCACGGCUCCACGUUCCCUGGGCUUCCGCUGCUUCCUCGCCAAUGUGGAAUCUGUCCUUGAGAUAAGUGGUUUCGCCAGGCCGGGCACGGGACCAAAAUCGGGUGAAAUUGUCUUUGGAGCCGGACGCGAGAAUAUGGCCGAGGGGAUGCCAGUCGAGAGUCCAUAUGGUGGAUGAGUGGGCAUAGGGGACACGAUGGGCGGGGAAUAUGACUUGGGCGGGAGUGUUAGCGGGAUCAGCGCUAUCAUAUGGCGCGACAGUGGGGACCUGUCCAGGUGGUAGAUUCUGCUCAUCCAAUAAAUAAUGAUGAAUUGAUCCAUCCUCGCUUCCCGUAGAUAUAAGCGAACUAUGAAUCGGGUGCCAUGUCAUGGAGGAGAUAGGCUUCUCAUGUCCUCGUAAAAUGCAUAUGUCUCGCAUCAUCCGUAGAUCGAAGACGCGGGCACUUUGGUCCCGCGACGAUGUCGCCAGUAGGUUUGUGUUCACGCGCGAGAAUCUAGUGCAGGUAACUGUAUUUUUAUGGCUGUGGAGCGUAGUCAGACAGCGGCCGG
Molecule: messenger RNA, 2105 nt
Organism: Blastomyces dermatitidis ER-3
Lineage: Eukaryota; Fungi; Ascomycota; Eurotiomycetes; Onygenales; Ajellomycetaceae
Exons: 3
Coding region: 235-648 (137 amino acids)
Source: RefSeq, a predicted model, not a curated record